GCGGCCCGUCCUGUCCCAGCGCGGGCCGCGGGCAGGAGGGAGAGCUCGGGCGCCUGCCAGGCCCUGCAGGUGGCCGGGUUGCAGGCCGCGGAGCGGAGCGGUAACCUUACCCCUUGGCGACAGCAGCUGGUCGGUUUCUCGAGGCCCGGGCUCCCCGUGGCCGAAGGGGCCGGGUUUGGGGCGGCCAAAGCCUCGGGGAGGCGCGUCUCGGGCCGGAAUCUGUGCGGAGUGGCGGAUAUGGCUCGUGGACAGCAGAAGAUUCAGUCGCAGCAGAAAAAUGCCAAAAAGCAAGCUGGACAAAAGAAGAAACAAGGACAUGACCAAAAGGCUGCUGCCAAAGCUGCCUUAAUAUAUACCUGCACUGUCUGUAGGACACAAAUGCCAGACCCUAAGACCUUCAAGCAGCACUUUGAAAGCAAGCAUCCUAAGACUCCACUUCCUCCAGAAUUGGCUGAUGUUCAGGCAUAAAGUUGUUUACAGGUGAAUUCACGACACCUUUGGCUCUUCUACUGUCUCAGACCUUAGGUAACAAACCUGCAGCUGCUUUUCUAACAAACUGUUGAUCAGCAAAAAUAAAGGGGCUACAGAAACACUCAUUUUUAUGCUGUUCCCUUUUGGGCUUCAUGCAAAGACAAUUCUGUGUAAAUGUACAGUUGACUCUGAUUUGGAAAUCUGAAAAUCAGUCCAUCCUUGUUAUAAAAAAUUUUUUUACAAUUGUAAUUAUAUUGAUGUUCAUAUUGUGUAAAAUAACUCAUUUAAUAAAGUAGUACUUUGAUUUUACAACAUCACAGGAUAAAUGGUUCUAGAAAUUCUGUUCUAACCUUCCACAUUAUUUGCCUUAUAAACAUCUAAUGAAUUUGUCAGCUAGAAUUGCAAGCGCAGUUCCUAUCUCCCUUUCUCAGCUCAGUGGCAGGUUCGCUAGUUACGUUGGAGCAGACUCAUUCAUAGUUUUAUUGGCAGCUGCUGGUCUAGGUGAAGAAUGACUUACCUGCUGCCUUAGUAUAUUACCACCAUGUGUCAUUUCCCCCUCUGAUCAUUUCCUGUGUUUGAGGUUGGAAUAUUUUAGCCUGCUGUGUGACCUGGCCGUAGCUGCCAGCCAGGUAUACCCUCUAGAUAACUGACAAAUUCCUAAUGUGGUUGGAUUUUCAGUGAGCCCUUCUGAAAGAAUAGGUUCUGGAGUAUGUGCCGUAACGAAAUAAUCCAGCUUUCGUUUAAUACAAAACCUGAUGGAUCACAUGUGAACUGGUAAAGAUCUAUCUUAUAUAAAUUACACCUAUGGAUUCUUUCACAAUUCUUCAGGUUCAUUAAUUUGAGAUUAAAACUCCAAAUUUGAUGGAAUUUAUUAAUAAUUUGGCCAACUUUAUGAGUGGUUUUCCUUAAUAGGAAGAUCGGAAUGACUUGCUGCUGGGUUAAUUCCCAGAACCUUCUCCCUCCUUUCGUUUGUAAGUGAAUGGUUGGUUUUAGAAGUUUACUUUGUACUGGUUCCUGAAAUCAAAGACUGUACAGUAUGAUUUGUCUGAACUAGAAAAGUAUUAAAAUAGGCCAAUGUCCACAUUCUUUUGGCUCUAAGGAUGGGGAAGUGGGUUGGUUCCGAUGGAUGAGGUAUAUCCCAUCCAGUUAAGGAAGACUAAUUUUAGGGUCCUUCUAAUUUGCUUUUGUCAGCUGUUAGCUUUACUAGUGAAACUGCUUUAACUCGGUUUAAAAUUUGAAGUUAAUAUAAUAGGAAGAAAACGCAACUAUUUACUGGUAAUUGCUUAGAGCCACGAAUCUGAUCCUGUGGGUCACAAAGCGCGUUCCCUCUUUCUGCUGUAAUUCAUCACUGCAUUUGUUUCAUAGCUGUGCGUGUUCUGCCCACCUUGUUUGACUUCACUGUAAGUUUAAAAUAAGAUAUUUACGAGGAAAAGCUUCAGUGGUGAUAGUUUCUUAGCAACUUCUGUUACGUUCUCACUUUAAAAUAGUCUUUUUUUUCCGUGUAAUUUCCUGAGUUCAGAUUUAAUAUCUGUUGUUUCCUAAUAUGUUGGUUACCAGAACAUUAGAAUUUGCCUGAUUGCUUGUGGUGGGUAUUACAGAAGUUCUGGUUAAAUUACAAUUUAAAGGUUUUUAAAAGUGCUUUGACCAUAUGUAUGUUUACAUUUAGUAACAAAUCAUUUAAAAACCAUUCACAAGUUUUGGUUUUUUUUUUUUUUUUUUUCAUUUGUUUUACUGGCUGUAAUUCAGAAUAAAAGCUUUUUGUUCUUGUAUUUAACCCUUUUUUAUAAGCAGCUGAAGACACCAUAUUUCACUUUAUAUCUCAGUGAUAGGAAAAUAGCUGCAUUGGUCUUGCAUAAGACAUUGAUUCUCAUACUUCAUGUAAGGAUUCUUAGUUACAAUCCCUUCUUUAUUAUGUUUGACUUAAAUUUGCUCUAAGGGGAAAAUUAAAAUUCUUAAGCAUCCUCAUUAUUUAAUUUGAAGAUUCUCUAACAGACCACAGCAAAGUUCAUUAUAAAACUUAUGGUGUCUUCAAAGACUUUAUAAAAUCUGAGACACUGAGAGAGAAUGGGUCCAUUUGUAUUCUGUAUUUCCACUAAUUGCCAAAAGGAAUGGGGUUAAGGUUCAAUUUGUUUCAUUCUACUUCAUAUGGAUCUACAUCCCCAUGUUUAACUGACACACUGGGGCUCAGUUGUGUGCUGUAAUGUCUUAUUAAAGAAGAUAUUAAAGAAAACUAAA
Messenger RNA from Herpailurus yagouaroundi (jaguarundi), 2706 nucleotides. It is a transcript of the gene ZNF706, whose product is annotated as zinc finger protein 706. NCBI's taxonomy places the organism in Eukaryota, Metazoa, Chordata, Mammalia, Carnivora, Felidae. The coding region runs from base 238 to 468 and encodes 76 amino acids. The transcript is spliced from 4 exons. The record is from RefSeq and is a predicted model, not a curated record.